This is a messenger RNA of Ostrinia nubilalis (European corn borer), 5045 nucleotides long. It is a transcript of the gene Polr3C, whose product is annotated as DNA-directed RNA polymerase III subunit RPC3. The transcript is spliced from 11 exons. NCBI's taxonomy places the organism in Eukaryota, Metazoa, Arthropoda, Insecta, Lepidoptera, Crambidae. Gene Ontology annotation, molecular function: single-stranded DNA binding. Bases 164 to 1684 code for a protein of 506 amino acids. Gene Ontology annotation, cellular component: RNA polymerase III complex. The record is from RefSeq and is a predicted model, not a curated record. Gene Ontology annotation, biological process: DNA-templated transcription.
UUAUCUAUGUGUCAGUCAGCGAAUUGUCAAAAAUGUAAACAAAUGUUUCACCACAUGGUAUUUAUUUUGUGGAUGUAGAUUAAUAUUUAUAAACUUCUAACAAACGACUAAAUAUGAGAUAAAUUUGUCAUAAUUCAAGAAAUAUAUCUAUUUUUACGUCAAAAUGUCGCAUCAACUAGGCCGUGUUGUCUCCGAACUACUCCUCAGAUAUUUUGGAGAAAUAGUGGAAAAAGUCGGUAAAGAUUUAUUCCAGUAUGGUAGUAAACCUAUAGGCAUGAUUUUGAAAACGACUGGACUCCCAAGAUCGCAGGUAGUAGACAGCCUCCGUACAUUACUCAAAUUUGAUCUCGCAAGCUUUGAACCGUCAGCAAAUGAAGUAAUUGCCGAUUAUAAACUGAUUCCUGAAAAUGUUCUUCUGCUGAUACGAUAUCCCAGGUACCUUCUUCAAAUGAAGAGCAAAUUCGGCAGCGAGGCAGAGUUACUGGUGGAAGAGCUGUUGCAACAAGCUACAUGCACCGCCACGGUCCUUCUGGUCACAAUAGCUAACAAAUACAAAGAUGAUAAGGAAAAGAACAUAAACAUAGUUCAACUGAAAGAUGUAUUCAUAAGCCUGGCAACAGCAGGGUACAUUCAACAAGCCCCCGUGGCCGAGCUAAAGGAAGGCAGUGAAAUACCCACUCUAGUGCCCGUAGCUACAAUCGUCCCAGACAUUGAUGUCAGGAACUUGAUACAAAUCAUGAAUUCUGGGACUUUAGCUGAAGUUAAUGACAAUGUCUACUGGAGGAUAAACUAUGACAGAUUCCAUCAGGACUUCAGAGAUGAAAUUAUGAUCAAAGCAAUCACAAGGCGUAUUGACGAAAAUGCGGGCGAGUUAAUGAAGUUCCUGCUCCAACAAAUGUACCUGACGUCGUCUCCGUGGGCGCCGGAAUCCAACCCGACUUCGGCCCUGGACCUGAAGGAGUGCUGCCGGCGCGUGGCCAGCGAGCGACCACUACUGCACCAGCACUUCGACCAGUACCUCAAAGUGUUAGAGGAUAGCGGCGCGGGCUUCGUGCGACGCUGCGGGGAGGCGGGCGGCGGGCAGCUGGUGGUGCGCGCGCGGCGGGCGGCGGCGCAGCUGGUGGGCUCGCUGGUGGAGCACGCGGUGCAGGAGCGCCUCGGCUCCAAGGCCGCCAGGAUAUUCAGGUUGAUCCGUGCAAAAAAAUACAUAGGUGAAGAAGACAUUCAGAAGCACGCAAUGUUGCCCAACAAGGAAUGCAAGGAACUCACCUACAAGUUAUUGGAGGAACACUUUAUUAGCGUUCAGCCAAUGAGGAAAGCGGCAUCUGCAGGUGGAAUGGCGAAAGCUAUUUACUUGUAUCACGUCGAUCUACAUGAUGUGGCGCACAGCACAGCGCAGAUGUGCUACGCAGCCCUUCACAACACGGCGCGGCGCGGCGCGCACGAGCGGCGGCAGCACGCGCGUCUGCUGCGCAAGCAGCGCCGCGUGCGCACCAUCGUGCACGGCAUGCGGCUGAGGCACGAGCCGCAGCAACACAUCGACGACGUGGAAGAGACCUUGACGCCGCCGGAGCGCGCGUCCCUCGCCAGCGUGGAGGCGCGCCUGAAGCAGCUGGCCACCGCCGAGCUGGAGCUCGACCGCGCGCUCUUCAUACUCGACUGGUUCUUCGCCUACCCGCGCUAAUCAGGCUUGGGAUGAUCACGUGACGCGGGCUGAUCACGUGACCAGCCUGCAGUCAGCUGGAGCUCGACCGCGCGCUCUUCAUACUCGACUGGUUCUUCGCCUACCCGCGCUAAUCAGGCUUGGGAUGAUCACGUGACGCGGGCUGAUCACGUGACCAGCCUGCAGUCAGCUGGAGCUCGACCGCGCGCUCUUCAUACUCGACUGGUUCUUCGCCUACCCGCGCUAAUCAGGCUUGAGGUGGUCACGUGACGCGGGCUGAUCACGUAACCAGCCUGCAGUCACGUGCAGUCACCUGCAGCCAGCUGAAGCUCGACCGCGCGCUCUUCAUACUCGACUGGUUCUUCGCCUACCCGCGCUAACCUGGCUUGGGGUGAUCACGUGGUCUCGGGUUGAUCACGUAACCAGCCUGCAGUCACGUGCAGUCACCUGCAAUCGGCUGGAGCUCGACCGCGCGCUCUUCAUACUCGACUGGUUCUUCGCCUACCCGCGCUAACCUGGCUUGGGGUGAUCACGUGACGCGGGCUGAUCACGUGACCAGCCUGCAGUCACCUGCAGUCGGCUGGCGCUCGACCGCGCGCUCUUCAUACUCGACUGGUUCUUCGCCUACCCGCGCUAAUCAGGCUUGGGUGAUCACGUGACGCGGGCUGAUCACGUGACCAGCCUGCAGCCACGUGCAGUCACCUGCAGUCAGCUGGAGCUCGACCGCGCGCUCUGCAUACUCGACUGGUUCUUCGCCUACCCGCGCUAAUCAGGCUUGGGGUGAUCACGUGGUCUCGGGUUGGUCACGUGACGUGGGCUAAUCACGUGACGCGGGCUGGUCACGUGACAUCGCCGCAUUAAUUAGUGAUCGCCUGUGAGUCCUCGGCGUUGUUCACGUGGUUAUUGACUACAGUGUGGUUGGCGGACAUUUAGCCUAUGCGCAGACCAUCGAUUUUUCGUCGGCCGAUAGUUUAGUCGGGCGGUUGAUCAGUAUGGACAUAUUGGGCAUGUAUGGAAGUGCGCACAUUACACCGAUUUGAUUUGGUCGAUUCUUUAUACAAAUUAAAAUCGGGCCCAACUAUCGGUCAACUAAAAAUCGAUAGUCUGCGCCUAGACUUAUGACUUAUAGAUCGUUUAAUCCAUGAAGACGCGCCCCACCAAGUUUUGGUCUACGGAAGCGCGGUGCGGGGAGUUUCAUCCGAGCAAUACGAGCGUCAAUAUUGUAGUGUGCGUAUGUAGUCAUGGAUUAUUUGGCGGAAGAAUCACAGUAGAUAAAUUAAACAGUACGGAAGCUUCAUACAAACGCUCGAAAUCAGACUCACGCACACAGACGCACGCUUUACACGGGCUCUAAGCGAACCUCGCAGUCCAUCCGUCGCGAGUGUCGCGCGCGUUGUGUUUUUAAUAAUAAUUUUAUUGCAUGCACUGUCCGCUGUAUUUUUUAAAACAUGCCACGAGUGUAUUGCGUAGUAUACGGCUGCUUGAACUCGGCAUCUUCAAAACCAGAACUAUCAUUUUUUAAACUUUGUAAUAAUUCUGAAUUGUAAAAAUGAUUAAAUUUUACUUUUUAAAUAAAGUGCUUACAUCUGGUUUUGUAAUAGUUCUUUUUAAAUUACGUAAUUACGCUUAUUAACAAUUUAUGUGUUCUAUUUGAUAAAGUAAUUUGCUCCGCACGCUUUUGUACUAAGUGAUGAACUGUAUUUAAAAUGAGGCAAUAGGUAUGUGAAAGUAAGUAUCCGGUAUUUUAUUUAUGAGAAUAGAUCUUCUACCGGCCUCUAAUAAUACUUAAUCAAUUUAUUCGAUUAUGUAAUCGAUCAUUAUAGAACCUAAUUAACGUUUUAUUUUUUUGUUAACUACUUAGUCAAUUAAUUUAUUCCAUUAGGUAUUUGAUAAUUAAAAAACCUAAAUAAACGUUUUAAUAAAUAAGUAAGUACGAACCUUAUUAUUUUAUAAAGAUUAAGAGUGCCAACCCUAACACUCAGUUGAAGUGUAGGUAUAUAACUCGCCGAAAGGGCUAAGUUUCCGUACUGCUUUAGCUCAUAUAUAUACUGUGGAAGAAUGGUGUGGCGCGUCUUCGUGGAUGAAACGAUCUAUACCAAGGUGUGAUGAUUACGGACAAAUAAGUGUUACAGUGACAUUUAGGUGCUAUUGAUUUUAUAGUAACCUUGUAAGGUUUGUUUUUCUGCUAACGUUGACGUCACUUACGGUGACGGGUCGUCCUGCCCUUCGAUUAAAUCUUCGGAGAAGAAAAUAGUUAACUUUGUAAUUGGUUCAGUUGAAAGUGAUUGAGAUAUAAUCAAUGAAAUGAUGAGACUGUUGGUACUUUUAUCUGACUAUUUAUACGAAUAUGUUCGUAUAGUUUACAGAUAUUUAUACUAGUACAUGUGUAUUUUUAAACUAAUAGAUUAUUAUUACACACUGUAAUACACUUAGGAUUAAUCGAAAUAUCUUAUAAGGAUUUUGUUUUGUAAAUAAAAGUCAUAUAAGUUACGUUCUUAAAAUUUUAUUUGACCCCAUUGAAACUCAAUAGUCAUUCAAACAAUGUACAACCUAUUAGUGUCGAUCGAUAUUAUAUAAUUAUAAAAUAUAUCCGACUAUCUACAUCAGCAGCCAUUCCACACGAAAAAUGAAAUUAAAUGUGCAUUUCACAUAAUUUAUAAGCAAAAUAUAUCUUCGGGGAAAAGAAACAAGAGUUCUCUUUAGCAUUAUUAUGUUUUGUCUUUCUGUUAAUACCUAAGUGUAAAAACGACAGAACAUAGUUGAUUCACAAAUCGGCAAUUUAAAACCUAACUGGGCAGGCUUCAACAAACAAAACCUCUAUUAACAUCUCGGUUAAAACUUUAAGAUAUGUAAAUAAAUAUUGCAUUAAUUAUACCCAAGCUGAGAAAAAUUAUGUACUGUUGUAUUCAGCCGCCCAUAUCUACCCAACCAACCAAAAUGACAAUUAAUCAACAUUAUUAUAAUCAUCAAUUAAUAUUAACAAGUAUAUAGUUAUGUAUGUAUGUAGUAAACACCUGUUAUACAGUGACACCUAUUAAUUUAUUAUUUAAUUACAGAAAUCGACCGUUGCAUGUCUUGACUUCACUACAGAAAUUAAAUAAUUUUCCUAUAAACUUUGUCCUAUUGCAUUUUUGCUAACCCAAUUUUUUACAAAAUUAUAAAAUCACAUUUAUUUUCUACGUAAUUGCAGCUAUAGUUAGUCACUGGCAGAUAUUUAUUAUGAGACAAGGUUUGAGGAGCUAAUAUUAUAAUAUAACAUAGACUUAUUUUGAUGAACGUAAAUGUUUUUUCGCAUGUCAAUGCCGUUCCUAUUCUAAAGUUAUGAGUAUUAAAGAGCAUAAUCGUCUGUAAUAUUGUAAUAUUGCUGAUGAUUAAUCCACCU